AGCAGCCAAUGUGGGAAAGGGUGUUCCUCCCUUCUCACAGGAAGCGGUAGUUUGGUGGAACUCACCCCAGGGUCAGCCUUCCGAGACGAUUUACCAGGAUGCUGGGGAGGAUUCUGGGCCGUGGUCCAGUGGGGUGGUGGAGGUGGGGGGCUCACCUAAACGCCUGGGACCUCCAGGCUGCUCCACCACUGCUGUGCUGUGCCAGAGGUGUUGGGAACAGAGCCAGGGGUGCGCAGGGUGCAGUGCUGCAGACGGCUGCUCCAGGCUGGUCUUCCCACCAGGGAGCUGCUUGUUGCCCACUGCAGAUGAGGUUUCUGCACCAAAUUCCUCGCCCUGCAUUCAAAAAUGAAAGAAGGCCUACAAAUUUUGACAAAAAGGUGUUGGUGUGGGCAGGACGCUUUAAAAAGGAGGAGGACAUUCCCAAGUACAUCACGUCUGAGGUUCUGGAUGCAGCAAGGAACACUGUGAGGAUAAAGGUUUGCUACAUCAUGAUUGCACUGACCUUGCUGGGCUGCUUGGCCAUGGUCAUCACAGGCAAAGAGGCUGCUAAAAAGGAUCACACACUGCUGAAGGUGAAUGAAGAGAAGAAGGCUAAAUGGAGGGCUGAAGCAAAGAAAGAUCAGGAGGCAGCUGCUGUGAAGGCACAAUGAUCAGGAACAGGUUUACUUGAACAGUGGGAGAGAAGUGAUUUGCACACAUGCCAUAUGUACCUGUCUUCCUUUUACUCCUUGGAUCUUUCUGCCUGCAACUCUCUCAGGGUAAAGGCUGCUCCAUGUGAACUGUGAAGCUCUGGUGGAAACCCCAGCAGCUUCCUUCUCUGGCCUCUGGUCUUUGGUACUGGGUUCAGUUAAAAUAAAGACACAUCCUCUGAGCUGGGAAGUGUGAGAACGAUGGGUGGAGGACUGCACAGCUCAGGAUCCGUUCCUCGUGGUGCUGCUGCUGCUCAGCGUGGUCCUUGCAGGCAGGAAGGAUGCAACCCUAUGUCAGAGAGCAUCCCAGGCUGUGCAAUUCCUCUAGUGCACACAGGCUUGGCCAAAGGGAUUUGGGGCAGAGGGAGAGCAGGUGUGAAAUGUGUCCUCAAACCAAGAAGAGGUCGAAUAUCAAUUCCUCCGACUCUGCUAUCAUUGCUGUCCCACCCCUCUCGUUAGCCCCUCACAGAGGGACAUGAGCAGGUGGAGGGGUAUGAGCAGCCCUGGUGACUGAAUUGGGCUAAAAAGCCUUUGGGUCAGGGGAGCUGCUGUGAACAUGGGCUGGCAGCAUGGGCUCAUGGGGUGGUUUGGUUAUGGUGGACAGCUGCCCUCCCAGGAGCAGGGAGCCUGGCCAGGGGCACUGCCCAUCCUGUUGCACUUUGUUGCUUUGCUUUUUCAUCUUCUGCUUCCAGUCGUUGGCAUGGAAGCUCCCUAGCACUUGCUUAGUUGUGAUUUUAGUUAGGAUUAAUUGCUAAUAGAUGGUUUGCUAAAACUGAAUUCUUUUUAAUCACCAUAGUUCAUUAACUCAUAAUAAAACAGCUGUCCAAUUACAUCUAAAACAAACACUUCUCUUCACAGCUUCAUUUAAAGUGUCACCAAACUCUGAGAUGGUGCUUAAUGGGAGAGAUCCUCAAAUACUGAAAGUUCCAUUUUCAUAAAGUCAUUAAAUUUUAAGACAGACCUCA
This is a messenger RNA of Phasianus colchicus (ring-necked pheasant), 1654 nucleotides long. Its product is annotated as protein FAM162B-like. Gene Ontology annotation, biological process: cellular response to hypoxia; neuron apoptotic process; positive regulation of release of cytochrome c from mitochondria. NCBI's taxonomy places the organism in Eukaryota, Metazoa, Chordata, Aves, Galliformes, Phasianidae. Gene Ontology annotation, cellular component: mitochondrion. The record is from RefSeq and is a predicted model, not a curated record.